Aaosphaeria arxii CBS 175.79 is the source of this 1050-nucleotide messenger RNA. Its product is annotated as Clavaminate synthase-like protein. The record is from RefSeq and is a predicted model, not a curated record. Gene Ontology annotation, molecular function: dioxygenase activity. Bases 1 to 1050 code for a protein of 349 amino acids. The transcript is spliced from 2 exons. NCBI's taxonomy places the organism in Eukaryota, Fungi, Ascomycota, Dothideomycetes, Pleosporales.
AUGGCUCCCGAGGGUGCUUCACUUCCAAUCAUCGACAUAUCAUCCUACGUCAAUCCAAAAGCAUCUCCCGAAUCUCGCCAGGAGACAGCCGCUGCCUUAAACCGAGCCUGCAUCGACUACGGCUUCUUCUACCUCACAGGACAUGGAAUCCCUGAGUCGAGACUAGAGCAAGUGAUAUCCCUCGCGCGUCAAUUCUUCGCACUGCCCCUGCCAGAGAAGAACAAGAUCAAACGGUAUGACGCCGGUGGCCCUGAGGGUGGGGACGGUGCACGCGGCUACCAGGGCAUGGGCGAAAAUGUAACACAAGGGCGGCAAGACCACCACGAAGCCAUCGACUUGUACCGAGAAUGGGACAUGCAGAAAGACGACACAAAAACCCCUGGAACCAACAAGACGCUGCAGGGCCCGAAUCUCUGGCCGGAGCAGCCUGCCGAACUCAAGCCCGUGUAUCUCGAGUACAUUGACCAGCUCCAACAAGUUGGCAAAGCGCUCGUCCACGCCAUGGGAGCUGCCCUCGACCUAGGCCCCGAGGCUGCGGAAGGAACAGCAACUCGAGAAGUCGAAGACGAAAAGGUCUUCGUGCGAAACACAGACAACAGUUUCUGGGUGAUGCGUCUUAUCGGGUACCCGAAGCUCUCCCACCCCGCCGCCCUCGACGCAGCCGCAGACGAACUAUCCUGCGGCGAGCACACAGACUACGGCUGUGUAACGCUCCUCCUUGCAGAUCCCACACCCGGCGCCUUGCAGGUGCUGCUUAAAGACGGUACGACGUGGCUGAACGCCGAUCCCAUCCCCGGCGCGUUCGUCGUCAAUAUCGGAGACAUGAUUGAGCGGUGGACGAACGGGUUGUGGAGGUCUACGAGACAUCGGGUUAUUCAUAGGGGGAAUGGGUAUAGGGUUAGCGUGCCGUUCUUUUUCGAGCCGAAUUUCGAUGCAGUGGUGAAGCCGUUGGGGAAGUGUGUGGAGAAGACGGGGGGAGAGCCUGUGCAUGAGGGCAAUACGUAUGGGGAGCAUUUGCUCGGGAAGGUUUUUAGUAAUUUCUACGGCUGA